AUGACGGCCUCGAUAGCAGACGACUCCGUUGUUGUGGAGGGCAGGACCCCUACCCACGAAAUCAGUGAUGAGAAGGUCGCUGUUGGCGAGGUCGACGACUACGACGAGAAGGAUAAUGCCAGUGAUGAUGUUAUCAUUGUUACUGGUGCCGACGCAGCGGCUCAUCUGAUUCCGCUGCGAGAUGAUGGCGAGCCUGCCUUGACGUUUCGAAGCAUGUUCUUGGCUACAUGUCUGUCGGCCUUUCAAGCUGUCAUGAGUCAAAUCUACCAGUUCAAACCAACUGCAGCAACAAUCUCUGGAACCUUCAUCGUUCUCAUCGCGUACUUCGUUGGUAAUGCUUGGGCUGCGUUCCUCCCUCGUGGUGACAAACUGAGGGCUCGAUGGGCAGCCAGGGGUGGUCAGGGAAAACCUCCCCUGUGGAUUACCAUCGCUACCUUCAUCAACCCUGGGCCAUGGAAUCUUAAGGAGCACGCUGUGUGUUCCAUCACAGCCACCUCUGCUUCCAACGCUUCUGCCAGUAUCACUGUCUUCACUGCCCAGGAUCUCUUCUACAACCUGCCUUUGAGCGCCUCCACCGUCGUCUUGAGCACCAUCUCCAUUGGACUCUUUGGCUAUGGUAUCUGCGGUGUGUUGCGUCCGAUUGCCGUAUGGCACGUCGAAGCAGUCUACUGGAGUACUCUUCCUACGGUCAAAACCCUCCAAGGACUUCACUGGCAAAGCCUGAAGGGCUCCAAGCCUCUCCGAUUCUUCUGGUACAGCUUUGUGGGCAUGUUCAUUUACGAGUUCUUCCCUGCGUACAUUUUCCCGUUCCUGAACUCCAUCUCUAUCCCCUGCUUGGCCGCCAUGCAUGCUACAGGAUCAAAGGCUGCCAUCCUCACCAACCUGUUCGGUGGUGCUACCAACAACGAAGGAUUGGGACUCUUUAGCUUCUCGUUCGAUUGGCAAUACAUUACUUCUUUCAACACCUCUCUGCCGCUUACACUGCAGGCCCAUGCUGCUGCCGGAUUCAUCGUUUGCUACGCGGUGGUGCUCGCCAUCUAUUAUACCAAUUCAUGGAGUGCUAAAUCCCAGCCAUUUAUGUCGACGCAGCUUCGAUCCGAAAACGGUACCAAGUACCCGGUUUCAGAGGUGUUUGUUGGCGGUGUGCUCGAUGAGAGUGCUUUGCAGAAGUAUGGUAUUCCUAAGCUGACUGGCAGCUUCGCAUAUGCCAUGUUCAUGGCCAACGCUGCUAUUGGUGCCUUGGUUGCCCAUUGCUUCCUGUUUUGGGGUGGAGAUGUUAAGAAGGCAUACAAAAGUUCGAGGGAAGGUCGAUAUGAUGACCGACAUCACGCCCACAUGGCGGAGAACUACAAAGAGGCACCGUGGUGGUGGUACAUUGCUGUCCUCGUUUUCAGCUUCGUUCUCGGUCUCGUCGUUGUUAUCAAGGAGAACAUCACCCUUCCUGCCUGGGCAUACGUUGUCGCCCUUAUUGUCGGCAUCUUUAUCGCACCCUUGAGUACCAUUCUAUACUCUCGCUAUGGUAACGGUAUUGCCACCAACAACUUGUCCAAGAUGUUGGCAGGUUUGAUGCUUCCUGGUCGCCCCGUCGGCAACAUGUACUUUGCUGCUUGGUCUCACAACGUUAUCUCCAACUGUGUCAACUUGUGCAAUGACCUGAAGAUGGGCGAAUACCUUAAAAUCCCGCCCCGUGUCAUGUUCCUCACUCAAAUCUACGGUACUAUUCUUGGUGGUUUCGUCAACUAUGGUGUCAUGAUUUCCAUUGUCAACGGCAAUCGCGAACUUCUCAUUGACAGCAACGGUAACGCUUCAUGGAGUGGUGCAACUAUCCAGUCAUACAACACCAACGCUACUUCCUGGGCCCUGGCAAAGUAUCUCUACAAGACUGGCGCAGAGUACGAGAUGGUCCCCAUCGGAUUGGCUAUUGGUGCUGGAGCCGUUGCUCUCCACCGCAUCUUCGUCUACUUCGUUCCCAAGAUCCGAGGCUUCGAUAUCAAAAACGACAUCAACCUCCCCCAGUUCAUCCAAUACGCUGGCUACAUCCCAUACAACCAGUCUCAAACCUGCGUUAUCUGGAGCCAGCUUGCUGCUGGAUUCUUCACGCAGUUUUACCUCCGAAACUACCGCCCUCGCAUUUUCAGGGAUUAUUCGUACUUGGUCACUGGUGCCUUUGAUGGUGCCAGUCUCACAGUGCUUUUCAUCCUUUCUUUUGCAGUCUUUGGGGCUGGUGGCCCUGCGGUUCCCUUCCCUUCAUGGUGGGGUAACCAUGUUGACGGCUUCUAUGAUUUCUGCCCUGUGGCCGAGUAG
This is a messenger RNA of Trichoderma breve, 2304 nucleotides long. RefSeq names its product OPT oligopeptide transporter protein domain-containing protein. Gene Ontology annotation, biological process: transmembrane transport. Lineage: Eukaryota; Fungi; Ascomycota; Sordariomycetes; Hypocreales; Hypocreaceae. Gene Ontology annotation, molecular function: oligopeptide transmembrane transporter activity. The record is from RefSeq and is a predicted model, not a curated record. Bases 1 to 2304 code for a protein of 767 amino acids. The transcript has 8 exons.